AUGACGCCCCAGAUCUUACACUUGCCCGAUGGCAAAAAGUUCACCGUCGCCCCCGUCUUUGGCGGCCUGGGAUUCCGCAGCCAUAAUCACCAUAACCUGCUCCAUCCGUAUCCCGGAGGCUGGAUGACGGUGCUGCACACCGAAGAAGACAGGGUCGGGUUUGAGGGCCCCAACGGCGGCGAGGGCCAGAAGGACCACGACGAGAACCUGCCGCCCCAAACAAAAAGGCGGACCAAGCCCUUCACCAGGCCUACGCUGCAGAACGACACGCUCUUCAUCUCGUCCAUCUCCAUCCCUUCCGACGCCGAGUUCAAGCCAGCCGCUAGCCCGACGAGGGAGAUCGCCAUGAUGCUCUGGAUCACCCUGUACUGGUACUUUCACCAACCGCCUCCGGACAGGGAACUGCACACGGCGGCCUCCAAGGACACGCCCGCUGGCGCGAAGCCCGUCGGCGAGUGGAGGAUUCGCAUCAAGAGGGACGGCGUGCUCCGCGGGAGGAAUCUAAUCCCCAAGCUGGAGAGGAUGGGGCUGAUUGCCUCCGAGGACACCGCCGUGGGAACCUGCGUCGACGACAGCGGCGACGGCUGGACCAACAUGUUUGUCUCGAAGCGCAUGUUCUGGCAGAUCCCGGCCAACUUGUUCCUGUUCACGCUGCAGCCCGUCCGGGGGCUUGACAUGCCCGGCUCCCCCAGCACGAGUCGCCCGGGCUCGCCCAUCAAGGACGAUACGGGGCGUUUGGACGUGCGUCCGAUGUACUCGCAGUCGCAAUCGCAGUCACAGUCGCAGACGCCGGCCCUCACACCCACGGGUGCCCUGACGCCCAGCGGCGGACAGCUGGCCGCCGAUGUGCCGGGCGCGCCGAUGCCGACGAGCGUCACGGCCGCACCGGCGUUCCCCAUCGGGCCGUACUUCUCCUCAUCCCAUCUGCCGACCUACUUCCCGCCGCCGCCGCUGCAGUACGUCUACACCGACGGCGCGCGCCACCCGUUGCGGCCCAAGCCCCCGCGGAUGGGGGAGGUCUUUUACACCCGCUUCAUCGACAGCCUGGGCCAGUACCUGUCGUUCCGGGUCGCCUCGGCCUCGGCCUCGCCAGUGCCCUACCUCGGGCCGCUGGGGCCCAACCCCCCGGAGCAGAGCCACCUGUCCUCCAUGAGCGACCGAGAUCUCCUCCAGUCGUGGUUCGCGAGCCAGCGGGUCAGGGACUUCUGGGGCAGCUACACCCCCGAAUUCCUCGAGACGGCCCUGUGCUCGCGGCACUCCUUCCCGGUGAUUGGCCUGUGGGACGGCGUCCCCUUUGGAUACUUUGAGCUGUACUGGGUCAAGGAGGACAUUCUCGGCCGCCACGUGGGCGACGAGGCGGGCGACUGGGACCGCGGCGUCCACAUCAUGGUUGGGGAGGAGUGGUCCAGGGGCAGGGUGGCCGCCUGGCUCACGAGCUUGGUGCACUACUGCUUCACGGCCGACCAGAGGACCAUGAAUGUGUGUCUGGAGCCGAGGGUCGAUAACCAGAGGGUGCUGCGACACUUGGACGCGUGCGGCUUCUCCAAGGAGAAACAGGUUGCGUUUCCUCACAAACAAGCUUGGUUCGUGAAGCUGCGGCGGGAAUUCUGGGACGGGCCAGCCCUGUAG
This is a messenger RNA of Metarhizium brunneum ARSEF 3297, 1629 nucleotides long. It is a transcript of the gene sidL, whose product is annotated as Acyltransferase sidL. The record is from RefSeq and is a predicted model, not a curated record. NCBI's taxonomy places the organism in Eukaryota, Fungi, Ascomycota, Sordariomycetes, Hypocreales, Clavicipitaceae.